Messenger RNA from Cylas formicarius (sweet potato weevil), 3159 nucleotides. It is a transcript of the gene ScpX, whose product is annotated as sterol carrier protein 2. The record is from RefSeq and is a predicted model, not a curated record. Gene Ontology annotation, molecular function: acyltransferase activity, transferring groups other than amino-acyl groups. Bases 1446 to 3059 code for a protein of 537 amino acids. Lineage: Eukaryota; Metazoa; Arthropoda; Insecta; Coleoptera; Brentidae. The transcript has 4 exons.
CUAUUAUUGUGGUUAGUUCAGAUAUAGGUUAUGACAGAGGGCUCGUUAGACGCGAAGUGUGUUGCUUAUUUUUGGUCCUUGCUUGCAUAGUGUGUUUCAUUUGCAUUUUUAUUGGGAUUGCACCCUGAAUUUGAAUUUAAAAAAAAGGAACCCAAUUAUGGAGAAGUCGAAGACAUUUAAUGAGAAUUAUACGUAUAAACGCAUAGUAGUGGAGGAAGCAAUAAAGAAUGACCGAAUUCAGUAAAACAAUUAUACUGUUGUUCACGAAGGUGUUUUAUUCAAUUUUUUUUAUUUAAGGAAAUACAUUUUCCGUUAUAAAAAAGCAGCAGUACUUCCUGCUUACUAACUGUUGUUAACUGUAGAUUCGUAUGUAGAUCUCAACAAGUGAAAUUAGCAAUUAAUUAUAAAUAACGCGUAAAAGCAGUUAAUUUAGCACUUGUAAAACGGCGAACCCAAAUUAUGAGCUACGUGAGCGAGCGCGCAAUAAGUUUUCCGGUUUUAAAUUCAAAAAAAGACACGUUUUCAUUAAAUGAAAUAGUUUUCUUGAGUUUAAACGUCAAAAUAUCGUAUUAUAUUCGCGUUGGUACCCUUUCGGGUCUGCCCUCCGUGUUCGUGUUUCUGUAAUUACCACGGACGGGCGAUAAUUUGAAGACGGUGACUCACGCCUCGGUUAACAGACAUGUAGGUAGUGAGAACAGGGGCACUAAAAGAAAGGAAGGAGAUACGGUACUACACAUGCAAUGGAAAUAGCUAUUACUAAUCAAAACUAGAGUGUUGCGUUCGACAUAAUUAGCUCUAUAAAUCUAUAUCCAGCCCUAAAGAAGUGGAAUUUAUCUGGUUUCUAAGUAGGAAAGCAAAAAUAUUCUCGCGAGCCUUGACGUUAUUUAUUGAGACGAUGAGAGAAUUUAAAUCUAUUUAAAGUUUAAAUAUGAUAUUACUUUGUCAAUAGUAUUCGAUGAUUGUGAUAAAAGCGAAAAAUCAAAGAUCGAUUCAAUUUCUAAUCGCGUUUCGUCGUCAACCAUGGAAGAACUUAAUUGGGCGCGGUUGCCAAAUGGCGCAGCCAAGGAAAAUAAAUAAUCGACAAUUUCUCUUGGUUGAAGAUAAUUUAAACGAGUCGAGCGACGUGAUAAUUUUGAUCUGUCCCGGAUGCCUUAUAUUUACUGUUUCAUUAUGAUUAUUAUAAUUUAUUAUAUUGCGUUGAGGUUCGAAUAGUUUCAAAUGUGUUGUACGGGUUUUUUUCAACACUCGGCAACGUCGCAUAGCCUGUUUCUCGGUGUCCUCGUUAUCAAACGUCACCACUCAAGAGUCAACAAUAACAUGUUGCAAAGUGUAUUUUGCAGUGUCCAAAGCCGCACUGAGUAAGUGGUGUCGCGAGGUUCGUUGCGGUUCUUAUUUUUUUUGUUGUGCAUUUUCGGACGCCGUUUACGAGAAAAAAGCGAUCGAAGAUGGUGGGACGGGUUUUCGUGAUCGGGGUCGCCAUGACGAAAUUCGACAAGCCCGGCAAAAAGCCGGGCGACUACCCCGACUGGGCGAAGGAGGCCAUUUUGGGUGCUCUCAAAGACGCUGGGGUAAAGUUCACCGACGUGGAGCUAGCGGCUGCCGGUUUCGUUUAUGGAGACUCGACCUGCGGGCAAAGGGUCCUUUACGAGGUCGGUAUGACUGGCAUACCAGUGUUCAAUGUGAACAACAACUGCUCGACAGGCUCAACCGCCCUGAUGCUCGCCAAGGAAAUGGUGGAGCACGGGCGUUGUCAGUGCGCGCUAGCUGUCGGAUUCGAAAAAAUGGAACGCGGUAGCUUGGGCGCCAAGUAUAUGGACCGGGCGAACCCGAUGGAGAAACACCUCGAGCUCAUGUCCGAACUGGUGGACAUGGACGGCUCGCCACUCACGGCUCAGAUGUUCGGCAACGCCGCAAUCGAGCAUAUACGCAAAUACGGCACCAAGCCUGAACACUUCGCCAAAGUGGCGUACAAGAACCACAAGCACUCGGUUAACAAUCCCAACUCGCAGUUCCGCGACGAGUACUCCCUGCAGCAGAUCUUGGAGUCACCGAAAGUGUACGGCCCUUUAACCAAGCUGCAGUGUUGUCCUACCAGCGACGGCGCCGCGGCGGCCAUAUUGGCCUCGGAGGCGUUCGUCAAGAAGCACGGUUUGGAGAAGAGGGCGGUAGAAAUCUUGGGCAUGGAGAUGACGACGGAUUUGCCGUCCACUUUCGAGGAGAAAAGUUCCAUCAAACUGGUGGGGUACGACAUGACGCGGCUGGCGGCGUCCCGCCUCUUCCAGAAAACAAACAAGAAGCCCCAGGAUGUUCAGGUGAUCGAGCUUCACGACUGCUUUUCCGCCAACGAGCUCAUCACAUACGAAGCGCUGGGUUUAUGCCCGGUCGGGGGCGCUGGCGCUUUCAUCGAUCGUGGCGAUAACACUUACGGCGGCAAACACGUGGUCAACCCCAGCGGAGGCCUGAUUUCCAAGGGGCACCCGCUGGGCGCGACCGGCAUCGCGCAGUGUGCCGAGCUCUGCUGGCAACUGAGGGGAGAGGCGGGGCCCAGGCAAGUCCGGGGCGCGAAGCUCGCGUUGCAACACAAUCUGGGCCUAGGGGGAGCCGCCGUGUUGGCCCUUUACCAGCUUGGAUUUCCUGAAGCCUCCGGUGGCAGCGGCUCUUCUUUCGAGGACAGUUUCAUCGUUUCGCCUUACAUGAAGCUGCUGCAGCAAGCGAUGCUCGAAGACGACGACGGGCUGAUUGAAAAGCACAGAGCCAUUUAUGGGUUGAAGGUGCAGAAACCGAACGGGGAGGAGGGCCUGUGGGUAAUAAACGCCAAAGAGGGCAAGGGGAGGAUAGAGUUUGGUUCGAAGACAAAGCCCGACGUGACGUUUAUUGUAAAAGACGGCGACGUGCUCGACCUAUUGACCGGCAAAAUACCGCCCCAAAAGGCCUUCUUCCAGGGCAAGGUCAAGAUUCAAGGCAACAUGGGUCUGGCGAUGAAGCUGACCGAGCUGCAGAGGACGGCCGCUGCGAAAAUCGACGCUCUCCGUGCUAAACAUUUAAAGGCUAAGCUUUAAUUUGUAUCUUUGUUUAUUUUUUUACAGCGGGAGGGGUAUUAUGCGUUGUUUUCUUUUUUAAUAAUAAAGGUUUUUAAAGGAAGACAUUUUUUUUUAAUUU